AGAAAUUCACCGCCGGCAAACUCAGUCAAGGAUGCGACACGUGAGCAACGAAACGAAACGAAACGAAACGAAGCGAAACAAUCGAACACAGCACGAAACGAACGAAGGGGAUGACGUCCGCGAACUCGCGUGGCGGUCGCGUCACGUGCGCGGAUCACGCGGAUCGGCGUGAAAGAGAGAGAGAGAGAGAGAGAGAGGACCGUGUGCACCGUUGUACAUCCGCGAAGGAUUUUCCGCAGCGUUGUGCGGCGGAUCGAUCCGAGGAACGUGCAUCGAUCGCAAGCGGAGAGGAAACGGAUAAUUAGACGAGAGGCGUGCGGCGUGUGCGGGCCGACUACGGAGCGCGUGCCGCGUGCGAAAGCGUGGCGAGCGAUACGGUCGCACCUAUUCCCCUAUUCCCUGGCCGAGCAACCGAGCAACCGAGCAUAGGGAUUCUCCCUCGUCGUGCACGGAGAGCCGCGUGCAGGGAACGGCGCGCGGGGGUGCGCACGCGCUGGCAAUUCUCUCUGAUAACGGCGGGCGUCCCGACGUCCUCAGUCCUGGCUGGAACGCCGUAACGUCGCGGCGCGUCGGUUCGGCCGAUCGUACGAACGACAGCGACCACCGAAUACAUUAUCCUGGCGUUUUCCUAGUGCCCGCGCCUUUGUCGCACGUCGGAAACGAUCCCGACGUGGCUCGUUACACAAAAAAAAAGAAAGAAAAAACACGGAGCCGCGCGAACAAUGAGAUGCGCAUCCGGCGCUAACGCGAGAACCGCGAUCACGAGAUCCCCGCGACCGAACACAUUGCCGCCGCGCUCGCAGCCCGCGGAGAACGGACCGCGACCAGCCUAAUCGCGCGGCGCGCGAGCGACCGAAACACCGAUAAUUGCGGCGCAAAUGCUGCGACGCGGAGAAGUUCGCGGUCGCGGGCCGAGCGCGGCCCGCCGCCGCGGCCCGUUCCCUCGACCGCGAUCGAGAACGUGCGCGCAACGCCGUGCCGGCGAUCGCCGCCGCGUUUUCGAGAUCGGCGGCGCCGGAAGAAGAGGUGGGCAGGGAAGACGCGGGAGGGACGGGAGGGACGGGAGAGACGGUGGAGGAUCGCCGCGGAGAUUCGCGGAGGACGUCGCGGGCCCCGGAUCGGAGCCAGGGACCGCUCCGAUCGCGAGAUCACGGGCCGCUUUCGGCGCGACGAUUCUUCUGCUGGUGCUGUUGCUGCUACCUUCGCGGACGCCCGCCGCCGAAUUGUAUUUCUCGCAAUCGGAUCUGCACGCGAGGGUUCCUUACGCGCCGGGGGUCGUCAGACUGUUCGAGCUGAGGACGUUGCGGAACGAUUCGACGGAGCCGAAGGACGUCGAGUAUCGCGUUACGGUGCCCCGCGAGGGCGACGUCGCCUCCGUAGACCCGGGGACCAACGUUCUGCUGCUCCGUUGGCCGCCGGAAUCCACGAAUCGAGACAAAUCCGAACGCGAUGAGAUCACCGUCGUGGUCAGCGCCACGGAGGACAACGCCAGCAACAAAGCCGUCCUGGAGGUCAAAGUGCAAGCCAUUCCGAGCGAUCGGAAGAGCGCCGAUUGCCCCGGAUUCGUGGAGGACAUGUGUUUCUGGAAGGGAUCCGACUACAGGAUCUACGAGAACCAGCCCAUCACGAUGAUAGGGAACUUCGGGCCCGAGAUAUACGGGGAACUGUGUCCCAGCUAUCGCGUAACCGGUUACCAUCUGCUGAACGGCACCGAGUACUUCCACGUGGUGAAUAACACGCUGUUCGCGAACGCGUCGCUGGACAGGGACAGGCUGGGCCCGUGGCCGGCCGGCCCGGGCCCCAGGAUCACGUUGAAGGUGCAGUGCGUCCUCUACGAGGAGACCACCGGGCUGCAGUACGCGCCGAUCAAGCUGCUGGACGUCGACGUCCUGGAUCAGGACGACAACGCGCCGUACGCGCAAGGGAACGACUCGAUGGCGAUAAAGCUCGACGAGUUCGUUGCGGGCGACAAGCUGGUCGACGACAACAAGCUGAUACUGAAGGACAAGGAUGCGAAUUCCAGCAAUCAUUACACCGUCCGCAUCCUCGGGGACACUUACAACGCUUUCCACGUCGACUUCAACACGCUGCCGAUCGAAUAUCAGUCCGGCAUUCCAUACACCGCGAUACUGACCAGUAUUUCCGCGAAGAUGACUCUACUGCCGAAAUCGCCGUAUCGCGUGACGCUGCAAGUGCAGGAUACCAGCCUUCUACCAGGAUUUGGCGACAACAUGUUGAACAUCUCGCUGACCUUCCAAGGACCCGUGCAACGGCAGAGCGCGACCACGCCGUCCUCGAUAUCGUUCAAGCAACCGUUUUCCUACCCUUCGACCGCGAGGCUCGCGAGGAUCGCUCCGCUUUACUCGCGGGUCGCGAAACCUACGAACGAGCCUCAUGCCACGGUCAGCUUCAGCAUCCACGGCUCGGCCGCGUUCAACGUUACACAGAAAGGAGGAAUCAUUUACGUCGCCGACGAGCAGCUGCUCAGAACGCAGUCCGACAAUCUCACACUGAAGAUCAGGUGGACCGAGAAGGAUCGAACUUCCUCCUCGAGAGUGAUCCGCAUCAAUCUGGUAGCCAUAGGAGGGUCGAAGGCGUGCAAUGGCAGGGUAUAUUCUUGCGCGAACGCCGAGAAGCAGGACAAAUGCGAGUCGAGUUGCGGAGUCGCGAGCGGAAUUCUCAGCAACGACAGCUUCUCCGGGCAAUGCGUCUGGAGGCGCAACAACGCUUCCGGAUACUCGGAGAAUUAUCAGACCUGUUCCCCGGACUUGGCCUACUGUCCCGACAAUCGCUGCGACGAGCUCGAGUCGCUCGACCCCCGGAUCUGCCCCCAAGACUGUGCCCCCGUGGCACAUUGGGCCGACCUGAACCUAGGUGGCCGCGGGAUCAAAAGCGGCUUGGGUACGUGCGCUUGCGACGACUUGCUCGAGUGCACCUGCAACGUCAACAAGCAUCCCCUGCAGACCGACUCCGAGAAACCGAACAAGGACGCGCGGGACGGCAAAUCGAGGAAUCCCGAGGACAGUCGGGAGAACAGCCUGGAGAACGAGAAUAUCGUUACCGGUGCUCGAAAAGCAGCCAGCGGCCCGUGCGGCCCCCUCUGCAUGAUCGGUGCGAUCGGCGGCAGUUUCUUCGUGCUGAUAGCGAUCGUCGGCUCGCUCGUCACCUCGAGAUACAGAAUGGCUGCGAAGGGGGCCCGCAGAGACGGCAAGCGGAGACCGGCGAACGGCGAUGCCACGGCGAUCGGAAUACUGCCAUCCGAUUACAUUGACAGAGGCGACGGGCUGUUGAUAGGGCUGGACACGUUCACCGCAGCGAACCGUCAUCUCUUAUUUUCAAAAAGCUGUCCGCCGGACCCGAAAUGGGAGUUCCCGAGGUCUCGGCUGGCCAUCGAGCAGAUCCUCGGCGAGGGCGAGUUCGGCCGCGUGCUGAGGGCGAAAGCGGUCGACAUCGGGGGCGUGUCGGGCCCGACGACCGUCGCGGUCAAGACGCUGAAGGAGAACGCUUGCGCUUCGGAGCUGGCCGAUCUGCUUUCGGAGUAUCAGCUGCUGAAGGAGGUCCAGCACCCGAACGUGAUCAGAUUGCUGGGCGCGUGCACCACGGCCGGCGCGCCGGUCUACUUGAUCAUCGAGUUCGCGGAGUUCGGCUCUUUGCGGAACUACUUGAGGCGCAGCCGACAUUUGGAUUCCGAGGGCAGGAACGAGGAUAACACGGCCGCGAAUACCAACGCGGACCCGAACGUCAACGCGACGUCCACUUACACCGUCACGUCCCGCGACAUUCUAUCGUUCGCCUGGCAGAUCAGCAAAGGCAUGGCCUACCUUGCCGAGAUCAAGCUGGUUCACAGAGACCUCGCCGCGAGGAACGUGCUGCUGGCGACCGGCAAGGUGUGCAAGAUCUCGGACUUCGGGCUGACGCGGGACGUGUACGAGGACGACGCGUACUUGAAGCGCAGCAAGGGUCGAGUUCCCGUGAAAUGGAUGGCGCCCGAAUCCCUGGCCGAUCACGUGUACACCAGCAAGUCGGACGUGUGGAGCUUCGGUGUGCUCCUCUGGGAGUUGAUCACCCUCGGCGCUUCCCCGUAUCCCGGCGUCGACGUGCACAAUCUCUACAACCUGCUGAAGGCUGGCUACCGCAUGGAGAGGCCGGCCAACUGCUCCCAGCAAUUGUACAAAUUGAUGGUGUCGUGUUGGCACCUCGAGCCCGGAUCCAGGCCGUCCUUCAAGGAGCUCACCGGUCACUGGGAGAGGAUGCUGGAGGACAGCGUCGACUACUUGGAUCUGAACCCUAGGACAGUACAGAACAGAUCUUACUUCGCGUCUCUUCACGCGUUGGACAGUCCGAGCAGUUCCGGUAACGAUGAGCCCGACGACCCCGCCGAAGAGACGACCACCUUCGGGAACAGCGUCGUUAAUUACUUGGAGAAACCCUCCUUCGACAAGGUGACCAAGUGCGACAAGGUCGACAAGCUGCACACGCUCUGGCAAGAGCCUAUCGCGUCCUUUCCCGACUCCAUGGAUCGGACCAAACCGUCCUACGUGAACGAUCAACGUACAAAUCUGCUGGACAAUCAUUACGAGAGCCCGAUCAAGUUCGCGAGGAACGCGAGCGUCACGAGCGACAGCGAGAACGACUUGGCUACGCCGACCAACGAACGUCCGCAGUCUUACAUCGACAUGGAGGGCAAGAAGUAUCUGGAAUCCGAGAACCUUUUGGAUUCCAGCAGCGGGGACGAUCGCAAGGGCAAAGAGAACUGAGGGAAGAAUCGAGGAUCGGAAUGGCCAACAAUCGAUGAAUCCGCAUCGGCGAAAUGUGUGCACGCGGUUCAGACUGAUCGGGCGGAAACCACUGAACGUUGUUCAACUAAAAAGACUCAUUUUUACGUAUGAAUUACCGGGGCCCUGUAUCGAAUGUAUCACAGCCCAUUCGUUUGGUUUCGUUCAGGUUCGUCCAAUUCCUGUGUAAUUAAUUAGCACCGUCGCGCACCCUCCAGCUCCUUCCACUGCGUCCCGAGACUAUCGAAGAUCCGACGACGGAUCGUCUGUUUAUACCAAAAAAGAAAAAGAAAACGAUUUAUAUCCGAUAAGUAUAGAUCUGGAAUUCGUACAGUAUUUUAUAGCUUCGAACAGCAGUGCGAGAGGCAUUUGUUAGCGCACGUGCUUACCGCUUCCGAGAGCACGCCACCAACGAUCAACAACACAUGUAAAUACAUGCGAUCAUUAUUCGUAAUCGAGAAACAAAGGACCGGGCGGUCCACACACACUUGCGGGCGAGAGAACGUUUUCACACCUCGUCGAAGAAACAGGUCGGUUUGUAUUUAUGUAUAAAGCAGAGCCAGAGCAUUCCAUUACAUUAGUUAGUUAGCGCCCAAUCAAUUGUCGCGAGAAACGUACGCGUACAAAUUCAGUUUUUUUUUUUUUUAACUUACGUAAACUUGCGUUUCGUGAUUCGUCGAGCUGCGAAAGUUGACUAGUUUUAACGGAAAAGGAUGCACUUUCCCUGAACAAUGUAUCUGUUAUAUCGUGUCGUCGUUACCUUUCUUGUACUUAAAUAUCUUCGUAUGCGUAUGAUAUAUUCAAUAAACUCGUCGGACGGACAGUUGCAAAGCA
This is a messenger RNA of Megalopta genalis, 5609 nucleotides long. It is a transcript of the gene Ret, whose product is annotated as protein kinase receptor Ret oncogene. Gene Ontology annotation, molecular function: transmembrane receptor protein tyrosine kinase activity; ATP binding. Gene Ontology annotation, cellular component: plasma membrane; signaling receptor complex. Lineage: Eukaryota; Metazoa; Arthropoda; Insecta; Hymenoptera; Halictidae. The record is from RefSeq and is a predicted model, not a curated record. Gene Ontology annotation, biological process: multicellular organism development; protein phosphorylation; cell surface receptor protein tyrosine kinase signaling pathway.